AUGGCAGGACUUGGAGUGGUAUUACUGGCGUCCCUCUGUCUUCUACCGACUCUGCACACCAUCACACCAACCCUCCAAAGACUCUCCACCGCCACUAGACCUUCGCCCAGCCGGCCUGGAGAAAUAUGGACCAACUGCAGUGAGGUAGGAGACCCGGUGGACAUAAAGAGUGUAUCCAUCUACCCGUACCCUCCCAAGAUGGGACAUCGCGUGUCUCUGCUGGUUGAUCUGACACUCACUAUUGCUAGAGAGUGCAACGAAAACCGAUCUCUUUGUCAUCUAGAGGAGAAUGUCACUAAUGGUUCAGUGUCCGCUGAGCUAAAGUAUGGGAUCAUAACUGUGUUCAGUAAGACGUGGGGUAUGUGUGAGUUUGCCAAGACGCAGGACUGGCCCUGCCCCCUCUCUCCCGGGGCCCUCCAAGUCAAGUUCAACACCACUAUCCCACCGUUAGUAGCUCAUGGGCGGGUGACUUGGAGGGGAUAUGCCAAGGACCAGAAUGGACUGGAGCUCGUGUGUGUGGCAAUGGACUUCCAGAUAUGA
Molecule: messenger RNA, 540 nt
Organism: Geodia barretti
Lineage: Eukaryota; Metazoa; Porifera; Demospongiae; Tetractinellida; Geodiidae
Source: the annotation of a GenBank genome assembly